GUUGCAGAAACAUUGUUAUUGCUGAUGCAUUAGCAUAACAUGCAAGACAAGAAAGGUUGUCAUCACUUCUAUUAUAACAGACUUGGCUGAAGGAGUAAAGCAGCUUUCAUACUCCUGGCUACCCCAUCAAUAUCUGAAUGGGUAGAGGAUAAGUGAAAUACCCACAGAAGGAAUAAAUGGAUCCGCCUGAAAUAAAAAAGACGUAGAGUGUAAAAAAAACCAAAAACCCACAAACCCUCACAUUUACAGGUUUAUAGCCAAAAAAGUCUAUGAAAAAGCAGAAUUUGUAUUAUCAUUCUCACAAGCAGGGACUUAAUAAAUUCACUUUAGUCCAUCAGAUGAAACAGAACAAAACUGUAGUUUUCCUGAUGCUGUGGGAAACUUUAGAAAACGCCAAACAAUUUAAGCUUGUAAAAGUAAUCUUUGCUUGUCUGACUAUUAUAAAAAGAGAAACAGAUGCUCACAACUGGAAUGUGCUUAAAUGAGGUUGAACAAAUUUUUCAAACAUCUGAGAAUGUUUUCUGUGCCACCAAGGCACAGGAGAAAGAUCAGAUCAGUGCAUGCUGGCAAGCACAGCAAAAUGUCAUGGCAAAUAUGAAACAUCAAACCAGAAAAACUACAGUCACAAAAGAAUGACAGAAUAUUCCAAGAGGGUACAGUGCCUCUGUGAGAGACUUCUGCAACUGAGGUAUCAAUAUCCACAUUUUCAUAGGGGAUCAAGGGGGCAAAGAAAAAAAAACAGACCAACCAACCAACCCAAACAUUUGUUCUAAGACCAGAGUGAAAAAUCUGGGGGGAUAAUUUCAACAGUAAAAAGAGAUACUUCUUAAAAAGAAAUUAACUUUGCUUUCCUUCUAAGCUACCUUUUAAUUUAAGCAUUUCAGAUGUUAUAACCCGUAAAACAUCUGAGACCUGGAUUGUCUUUGAGUGCAGCCAGCUUUGCCAGCCUGAUCAGUUUAAGAUCUGACCCUUAUACACUUUGGCUAAAAGUACUGUCAUUUACACAGGUGAAUAUACUCUGACGCAAGUCUCUGGAUUUACACAGGUGUGGCAGAAGAAUUUGGCAGGAUUUUACUAAUUUUAAACAAUAAAAAAACCAAUAUGAGAUCCACUUUUGCAGUAGGUUACAGCUGUAUCAAUCCAAUAAUGUUAUCAAUCCAUUAUAUGGUGAUGGUACAGCUCCACAGCUUAUUAAUGAAACUAAGAAUUAUUUAAGCUGUGUCCAGCAGGAAACUGAAACUGAACCUAACACUCCUACAGUUAAAAUCCUCAGGUUUCAUUAAAGAAAUAUUCAUUUAUUGUUUGAUACUUUUGUCAAGUUUAUAUUAAAUUUUGAAAGAAACUGUAACAGUCUGGUUUUGGAACCUGUCACUCCUAUCAUUGAUUCACCCAUAGACAGUGUCCCAUUAGUACAGCACUUUCAUGUAUUAAAUGGAACCAUCUUUUUUUAAAAAUCAAAAAAAAAAAAGUUUAUAAAGACCCACUACAUUGGCAGGACACCUGAGAGGCAGGUCUUGUAUCUUGGAAGGUUUUUUACAAACUGCCAGCCAGAUGUGCAAUGCAGAGCAAACACCCAACUUUUCAGUGUUUUACACAUUAUUUUCAGCUUGUUUUGACCAACUUUAGAUUAUUUAUGUGACUCAGAAGGAAACAGAAGAAAUAAAAGGGACAGUAUAUUUGAAGUAGGCUUUGCUCAUAUCAAGUUCACUUAAAUGGAGUGACACAAACAUCAGCCCAACAGGCUUGUUGUGGAACUUAGACCAUAAUAAAGGGGGAAUCAGGCUCAGGAUAACUUAAUAUUAAUUUUUGGUACAUUUGCAACAAAAUUUUAGCUGUAUUUGAUGUUUCCACUAAACUAGAAUGCAGCUUGGAGACGGUGAGGGAAGGUGGGAGUCUGAAUAAACACAUCUGGCAAAAAAGCAAGAUAAUUCAGGUCCGAAGGGUCAUUCCCUUCAGUUCAAGUGCAGUGGAUUGCCCUUCCUGGAUCCAACAGUAGGGGCGUGGGAAGCUUUCAGAUGUCACAGGGUUGUAGAUAACAUUUGAACAUAUGAUUAGCUUUCGUGAGCUGUCUUUAGAAACCGUACAUUUUUCCCCCACACACCUUAGCCAGAGAUCCUUCCCUUGAGGUUUCGGGAUACUUAAAAUGUUGCUUUGCCAAAAUCAAGGAUGUGGAGAAGGUUUUCCUGUGUGAUGUCAUGUUGCUGCCCUUUAUAAGCCUCUGCAGAGAAGAAGGGAUCCUGUCUGAGGAUUCACACUCCACGCACGAGGGGAGGCGAGGAGCUGACGUUGACCCACCAUGGAACAGCAAGCCAUUCCCCAGGGCGUUCCCUGCAGCUCCCUGCUCCUGCUGCUCUGCAGCCUGAAGGCUUCCCUCGCUUUUCCCAACUCCUCUCCGCUGCUGAGUCCCAGCUGGGGCAGUGGAGACCACCUGAUGCAUCUCUACACUGACACGGAGAGGAGCAGCUUCCACCUCCAAAUCAACGCUGAUGGCUACGUCGAUGGCGCUCCUCACCAAACCAUCUACAGUGCCCUAAUGAUCAAGUCUGAGGGUGCUGGCUCAGUAAUAAUCACAGGUGUGAAGAGUGGACGCUACCUGUGUAUGGACAUGAAAGGAAACAUAUUUGGCUCGCAUUACUUCAGCCAAGAGGACUGUGUGUUCAACCACAGGACACUAGAAAAUGGGUACGACGUGUACCAGUCCCCCAAACACCACUUCUUGGUGAGCUUAGGCAGAGUUAAACAAGCCUUCUCCCCUGGUAUGAAUCCACCACCGUACUCCCAGUUUUUGUCCAGGAGGAAUGAGAUCCCUCUGUUCCGAUUCAACACGCCCGAGCCCCACCGACACACCAGGAGCGCAGACGUCGAUCCGGUAGAUCCUCACCAGAUCCUGGUCCCGCAGAGGAAGACCCCGGUGUUUGGCUCCCUGCAGCAGCAGCCAGCAGACCUUCCCCACAUGCCCAGGGAACCCAUGAGGAUCAACCAGAACGACGUGGUGAACCCCGAUGAUCCCCACGCCAUGAUGGAGGCCAGGAGGUACCCAAGCCCUCGCUUCUACAUCACGAGAUAACCGUGGCCCCUGCACUCCCCAGGCGAAGACAGAGGCAAA
Prinia subflava (tawny-flanked prinia) is the source of this 3106-nucleotide messenger RNA. RefSeq names its product fibroblast growth factor 23 (gene FGF23). Gene Ontology annotation, cellular component: cytoplasm. Lineage: Eukaryota; Metazoa; Chordata; Aves; Passeriformes; Cisticolidae. The record is from RefSeq and is a predicted model, not a curated record. Gene Ontology annotation, molecular function: growth factor activity; type 1 fibroblast growth factor receptor binding. The transcript has 3 exons. Bases 2297 to 3067 code for a protein of 256 amino acids. Gene Ontology annotation, biological process: regulation of cell migration; positive regulation of gene expression; positive regulation of cell population proliferation.